Ostertagia ostertagi is the source of this 1359-nucleotide messenger RNA. The record is from the annotation of a GenBank genome assembly. NCBI's taxonomy places the organism in Eukaryota, Metazoa, Nematoda, Chromadorea, Rhabditida, Trichostrongylidae.
AUGUAUGAUGCUCGUUUGAAGUGCCUCUUGACCAACAUCCGUUCUCUUUCCAAAAAUAUUGGUGAUCUCCUAUUUCGGAUCAGGGAUGGGAACUUUAGUGUGGUAGCUCUUACCGAGACAUGGUUGUCUGAUGUUAUUAGUAAUGAGUCCUUGUUCGGGGAAUAUUGUAGACAGUAUGAAAUUCUCAGAUGUGACAGAUCCGACAAACGUGGUGGUGGUGUCGCUGUGAUCGCAAGCAAAAUUUUCUACCCCCGAAUCAUAUUCAAGGAGUCGAUAGAUAAUUCCUAUGAGAUCAUGGUAGUCGACCUGGACAUGGCGUAUUCCAAGGUCAGGGCUCCAUCAUGUCCCAUUAGUAUGUUUGAACAGUUGCUCAAAGCUAUUGGUGAUAUGGUAUGUACUGAUUCUCAUUUCAUUUUACUCGGCGAUUUCAAUCUUCCGGAUAUUUCGUGGCGGCAGGGAGUAAGUCCCAAAGCCAAUGGGCCGCGUGCAUUACGAUUCAUUGAAUUGUGUCGUAGUUUAGACCUUCAUCAACUAAUCUUUGAAGGCACUCAUGGGUCAAACACUUUAGAUCUCCUUUUGGUCAACAACAUGGAACUAGUUACAAGUACACAGGUUCUAGCGCCAAUAGGUGGUAGCGACCACGCGUCCGUCCUUUUUGAGCUGAACAUCGAGGCAGAAUAUAGGGUCAACACAGUGUUCAAACGAGACUUCAGGACUGCGAAUUUUGACGUAAUCAUAGAGUACCUAAAUAAUGUAGACUGGUACGGCUCUUUUAAUAGUGUUGACACGGUGAAUGACAAAUAUGAGAUAUUUUUGGCUAUUCUUCAUCAUGCAAUCGAAUUAUUCGUCCCUCUCAAAGCUCAAAAGACCAGUGUGGACCAAUUACCACAACAUCUGAUCAGAUACAGUCGUAAAAAGAACCUGGCAUGGAAUAAGGCCGUAGCAAGCGAUAAUCCGGAGAAUUGGGAUAAGUAUAAGAAGAUCAGCGCCAUUUUCGAGAAGAGGGUAAAUAAGUUUCGUAGUCGAAUCGAAAGAAAUGUUAUUAACUCCAGGAAUAAGAAUGCGUUUUAUAGGUUACUUAAUUCAAAGCUGAAGAAAAGCAAGGGAUUAGGGGUUCUGUUUGCAGAAGAUGGUAGAGCCGUAUGUCGAGAUGAAGAUAAAGCCGAACUAUUAGCCAGCAUAUUUGAAAAAGCUUACCAGAAAGGGGUUGAGGUCUCAGAACCCACCUUUCUCGGAAUACGUUCUUUUGUCCCUAGAAGUGAGCGGAAUAUAAACAAAGAUGGUAACCGACAUGUUCAUCGUUGGGAGAUCUCGAAGAGCAUUGCGACAGACAUUUGGAAAUCUGAGGAGAAAGUGUGA